AUGCCUCUUAACCUGGAUAUUCUUUUCAAAAGGGUCAUCUCACCUUUAUUUAAAUAUCCUAUACUUUUAGGAUUGUUGACUCUAUGGUACUUCAAACAGCGUCAAUGUAAUUUACUUCAGCUUCUACUGGUGCUUUUAUCGCUCAUGCUUCAUGUGAUGGUAUAUUUAAACCAUUCUUACAAGGAACGGGGGCGAUGGCCUAACUUACAGAACAAACCUCAAAGUACUUGCGUAAUUACUGGUGGUAGCAAUGGACUGGGGUUGGCUAUGGUCGAGCAAUUUCUGUUUCAAUUUCCUUGCAUGACAGUUGUCAUCAUAGAUAAAUGCGUUCCUAAACUAAAGCACUCAAAUAUAGUAUUCUACCAGUGUGAUUUGUCGGAUUCUGAUGAAGUCGAAUCAGUACUAGACCAAAUCAUUUUGAAUCAUGGCAACGUUGAUGUACUUGUCAACAAUGCCGGAAUUAGAAACAAGUACCAAAAUUUCAGCAAUAUUCGUAGGGAAGAUUUGAGCCUCAUCUUCAAAGUAAAUGUGGUCGCCCCUACUAUAAUCCUUCAAAAACUGGCCCCUAAGGAUGAAGCGCGUCAGUUUUAUUUAGUGACUAUUGCUAGUGUUCUGGGCAUUAAUGCACCGGCAAAGGCUGCCACUUAUGCAGCAACAAAGGCUUCCUUGAUUGCUCUUCAUGAAUCUUGGUCUCACGAACAUAGUGACGAAAACCUCGUGAGGUCUCUGCUCGUCCUUCCUGGUCAAUUGGAUACUGCAAUGUUUCAAGGAUUUAAGCCUCCAAAAGAGUUUCUUGCGCCAUUAGUCGAUCCAGAGAAACUGGCUGUUGAGAUCGUAAAUUGCUGUCGAAGUGGGGUGCGUGGUGAACUUUGCGCACCGUUAUACGCAAACUUCAUGUACAUCUUGAAAGGCUCUCCAUAUAUGCUAGUGCAAUUGGCGCGUAAAUUUUCCGGCAUGGAUAAGUGCUUACCCAUAGAAUGA
Lachancea fermentati is the source of this 981-nucleotide messenger RNA. Lineage: Eukaryota; Fungi; Ascomycota; Saccharomycetes; Saccharomycetales; Saccharomycetaceae. The record is from the annotation of a GenBank genome assembly.